AUGGUUCGCAAACUUCAGGUCGGCGUCUCAGGCCUCGGCCGCAUGGGAGCUCGCCAUGCCCUCCACUUCCUCGAGCGAACACCACGAGCGGACCUCGUUGCGGCCUUUGAUCCAGAUCCGAAAGCAGUAGCGUGGGCACAGCAGCGUCUCUCACCAUAUGGCACCAAAAUCUACACAGAUUUCGAAGAGUUCCUCAAGCACCCCGGCCUCGAGGCGGUCGUGGUAGCAGGAAUCACGACCCAGCAUGCAGCCCAGACAAUCCGAGCCAUUGAAGCCGAGAAACACGUGCUCUGCGAAAAGCCCCUCUCCACCAGCCUCGCCAUCUGCGAGGACGUCCUCCGAGUUGCCCGCACAAAGCCACACCUCAAAGUCCUCUGCGGCUUCUCCCGACGCUUCGACGCCAGCUAUCGUGACGCCGCCACACGUAUCCAAAACGGCGACAUUGGUCGACCCUCCAUUCUCCGCUCGCAGACCUGCGACAAGCACCGCAAUGACGACUACUUCGUCCAGUACGCCAAAUUCAGCGGCGGAAUCUUCGUCGAUGCCAACAUCCACGACAUCGAUCUCGCCUUGUGGUACUUCGGUCAAGACAGCGUUGUCAAGUCAGUCACAGCAGUAGGCAUCAAUGCCCGUCUCGCCGAUCUUAAGAAGUACGGUGAUGUGGACAACGGUAUCGCCGUCGUAGAAUUCUACGGAAACAAGAUCGCCUACUUCUAUUCUUCUCGCAUGAUGGCUGCGGGACAAACCGAUACCACGGAGAUUAUCGGUACUCAUGGAAAGAUUGUAGUGAAUGGAAACCCUCAGAAUAACCUUGUCGAACUGCAUGAAGGUAAUGGCAUUCGAAGAGAAGUUCCUCAGACUUAUUAUGAUCGUUUUGAACAUGCUUUUGUUACGGAGAGUAACGAGUUUACUGAGGCUGUCCUGGAUGAUAAGGCUUUGCCGUUUGGAUUGCACGGUGCUAUUCAGGCCGUGAGGAUUGGAGAUGCUAUGACCAAGAGCUUGAGGACGGGGAGGAAGAUUGAGUUUAAUGAAAUCGGGGAGGAGGAGGUGAAGGCGAGGUUGUAG
Molecule: messenger RNA, 1065 nt
Organism: Pseudocercospora fijiensis CIRAD86
Lineage: Eukaryota; Fungi; Ascomycota; Dothideomycetes; Mycosphaerellales; Mycosphaerellaceae
Exons: 1
Coding region: 1-1065 (354 amino acids)
Biological process (GO): NADPH regeneration
Cellular component (GO): cytoplasm
Molecular function (GO): nucleotide binding; oxidoreductase activity
Source: RefSeq, a predicted model, not a curated record